Molecule: messenger RNA, 2841 nt
Organism: Clupea harengus (Atlantic herring)
Lineage: Eukaryota; Metazoa; Chordata; Actinopteri; Clupeiformes; Clupeidae
Product: GTPase IMAP family member 8-like
Exons: 9
Coding region: 450-2339 (629 amino acids)
Source: RefSeq, a predicted model, not a curated record
GGCCCAGCCCCUAGAAAUGGGCAACAAGGUGCCAUAUGGGCAUGCGUCAUAUUUCACUGUAGCCUACCUGUUGUGUCAAGCUCAGGUCCACCAGUUCGUGGUCGUAUAGCUAAACCUUGUUUGGUUGGGUCCACGUUCCCAGCUGUUGCACCGUCUCUUGUUUCAGAUUAGGAUUAUACGGUCGUUGUGCGCUACGUGCAGCAGACGCAUAGUCGCCACUGCCUGUGUCAUCCUACGUCCCGUGCCUUUGAAUGCUUGGUUUGUGUGUGCAUUUGGUGUGAGCAGUGCACGUGUGAUGUGACCUCCUGGAGGUAAUACCCCACUUCCUAAUAACCCUUCCUGACUGCUUCCUCAGUUGACAAAUGAGUGUGCCCCUAGUGGGCUAGUUUGAUUCCACCUAGAUUCCAACUAUUUCCCUGUGCGAAACUCCCAGGGUGGCGUAGUCCUGCAUGUGCUCUGAUAUGCGGCUGGUGGUGGUAGGCGGACAUCAGUCCGGCAAAACGUCACUGAUCAACACUGUGCUUGGCCAGCAUGAGCCUGAGUCUGGGAGACGAACACUCAGCUGCAUGAGGAGAGAGGGGGAGGUCGAUGGCAGGAAGCUCAUCUUCGUUGACACCCCUGGCUGGUGGAGGAACUACCCUUUGAUUGACACAGCAGAGUUUAAGAAACAGCAGCUCAUGCUGAGUCCGUCUAUGUGUCCACCAGGGCCUCAUGCUUUUGUGCUAGUCAUUGGAGCUGAUGGCCCGUUCACUGAGAAGAACAGGAGAUCUGUAGCGGAGCACCUGGGGCUCUUUGAUGAGAAAGUUUGGGAACACACCCUAGUGGUGAUCACUGGGGUAGACAGAAGCAAACAGGAGCACAUUGACAGUCAAGGUGGGGCCCUGAGGUGGGUAAUAGAUAAAUGUAUGAACAGAUAUCACAUAUUUGAGAAUGAGAGCAUGACAGAACCACAGCGGAUAACCCAGCUGCUGGAUAAGAUAGAGUGUAUCAUAACAAACAACAGCGGUAGCGAUUUUCCACUUGAUGAGAAGGCUUUAAAGGAAGUUGAGGAGAAGAGGAAAUUGAAUCAGGAGAAAGCCAGCUCCAGAAGCCUGAGGGUCAAGAGUCAAAGAGAAACACUCAGUAAACAAGCUCAGGUCCUGCUGCUGCCAGAGGUGCAGAUUCUCCUGCUAGGCUGGGUGUGCUCUAGAAAAACCUCGGCAAAAAAUAUCAUCCUGAACAAAAAGGAAAUUGUAGGCAUGAGAAGAACUGUCCGGGCUGAUGUAGAAUCUGUCGUUGCUGGAAGGAAGAUCACCGUGGUAGACACCCCUGGCUGGUGGAAGUACCUCUCUGCCCAGUUCACCCCAGACUGGGUGAAGAAUGAGCUGAGAAGAAGUGUAACGCUUGAUGGUAAAAAUCCUCACGCAAUUCUCCUGGCAAUCCCUGCUGAUACCACUUUCAGAGAGGAACAGAGAAAGAUCACUGUAGACAACAUGAAGAUGUUUGGAGAGCAGGUCUGGAGACACACCAUAGUGCUGUUCACAUGUGGAGACCUGCUGGGAGAGACGACCAUCGAGGAACACAUAGAGAGCGAAGGAGAACCUUUGCGAUGGCUAGUAGAGAAAUGUGGGAACAGAUAUCAUGUCUUGGGUAAGGACCAAGACGAGGAAAGCCCGCAAGUCACAGAGCUGCUCAAGAAGAUCGAUGAGAUGGUGGCUGGGAAAACCUUUUUCAGUCUUUGUGAAGCAACCCAAACACCUAAUGUUGAGGAGAUGACUGUAAAACCAAACAAAACAAAUGCUGACAUGGUGAAGUUCUUGGAUCAGGAAUGGAACAGGAUGGACAAAGAGAUGGAAGAGAUGUUCAAAAAUAUGUACAGUCAAACCUUUCAAGUGAAAGGAAAUACCAGCAUCAAUACGCCUCCUAACUGUGAGUACAGUCAAACCUCUGAGCUGAAAGGAAGUAAAAGCAUGGAAUAUUUUCCCAACUUUCAUGACAGUGAACCAUCUUCUGAUGCCACUGUGGGUGAAAGGUCAAAGUGCACCAGUCCACUGACCACACAUCAGAAUACUUCAGAGAGUGAGGGUGAAGCAGGGCUCUCUGGGCAAGCUGAAGGGGAGGUGCCUCAGACAGAGAGCAGCAACAACCCUGAAGAUCCUCUGGAGGAAAUGAGGGAGAUGCUGGAGCAAGAGUGGGGGAGGCGGGAGGUGAUGGCCAUGGAGAGGUUUAUGGGGAUCCUGUCAGGACAACAGACAUUCACAGGUCCAUCAUCUGAAGCUGAUGAGCACGAUCGUGAACUCUCCAGAAGAAAGGUCCUCAGAUGGUUGGAUACAUCUGGAUACGGCUCUUUUGAUGAUUAAUACAACUAUGAAAAUGAAUAACAUGCGGAUGACUCAUUACAUAUACCGAUAAGUAAACUAGGUUUUUAUAUGCACUCUGAGGUGAUAGGAUCUUGUCUCCAUCUCUUUCAUAUAGUCAGUUUGCUCUUCAUCAUGUUUAGAAAACUGUGUCGGCUAUAUGGCGAAAUGAUCUUUAAAAUGAUCCUGUAACAUUUAAAGGAUGAUUGUUUUUGCUUUUAUUUACUCAUCCAAGUUCAUGGUUGUUAGUUGAGUUGAAUGUUUUUAACCUGAGUGUGCAUUUACAUUGGAAUAGCUCAGCAAACCCUGAACAAAAAAUACAUUUCUAUAAGUUUAGUAUAUAUAUAUAUAUAUUCUUAUUAGACACCCAAAAAGAGUAUGAAAUAUAUAUUUUUGAUAGGUAUAUUUAUAUUUAUACUGUUUUACCCCAAGAAUAUUUGACUUGUCAUUGAUGAUGGAAUGUUUGCUACUCAUUAUUUAAAAAUAAAAUCCUUCCAUAAUCCAG